Molecule: messenger RNA, 2323 nt
Organism: Cloeon dipterum
Lineage: Eukaryota; Metazoa; Arthropoda; Insecta; Ephemeroptera; Baetidae
Product: mucin-2-like
Exons: 2
Coding region: 136-2199 (687 amino acids)
Source: RefSeq, a predicted model, not a curated record
UUGCAAAAAGAAGAUGGGCUGAGAUGCGCGAGGCUCGGGUUCGGUACAUUCAAAAAGUUGCAGCAUCCAGAGAAAGAUCACGCACAAUCCAGGUCCAAUAUAGAAAGUCUGCGGAGGAAGGAAGAACGCUGAAAGAUGACUGACCUCUGGCGUCUGGUCUUGCUUCUGGCAUUAAUUUCCCUGUCGAAUGGGAUACCGGUGGACAAAACCGAGGCUGACCUGUGCACACACGCCUUCCACGGCUUUUUGUGCAACAGAAAUCAUAAAGCCCGAGCACCAAUUCAGCCGCAGGCGUCGGUGGCAGCUCCGCGACGCAUCGCACCUCAAAGGCAAGAUGAGAUGCCCGCUGCAUCCGCCGUCAACUCUUUCCUAGACCCUACAUUCUCGAGACGACCGCCGCCUCCGCCGAAAAAUGAUAUCCAGUUAUUGGCAGCGCCUGCGGCAAACGUUGACGCCAGGAAAACGAAAGAGCAAGAUCUCUGCGGCCACGCGUUUCACAGCUUUUUGUGUCAAAAACCAAAACCAAACCCAAUACGCCCAGAAAAUUCGUUCAUUGCCCCUGUGGCUGUAAAACGCGUGACCACAACCACAACCACCACGACUCCUCCACCUCCUCCUCCUCCUCAACCAGAAGUCCCUGAAGCCUCAUUUGAAUCUCCGAGUUUUGCUCAAGUAAAUAGGAUCCCCCAGCCCGCCCCUCAGAACGUGGCCCCUGUCACCUUGCCUAAGAGCCUGUGCGACCACGCCUUUCACAGCUUCCUCUGCCAAACUGGAAACAAAAGAAAAAGCACCAUUAGGAAGCCCGUGGAAAUUCCUGAGUCGAGCGUUUUGUUGCCGGUUGCCCUACCACCGAAGCCCAAGAUAACAACGACCACAACAACUACAACUACCACUACAACACGCAAACCUACAACUACAACAUUGCCACCCCAACCCCCUGUGGUUCCUGACGCGUCAAUUGAUAAUCCAACUUUCCUCAUCCCUAAAAAUGUUCCGAAGCCACCACCUGAGAAACCUGUCGAUCUUUGUUCUCACGCAUUCCAUAGCUUUUUGUGCGUGAAAAAUCGUAAACCUAAGCCUUUGGAGGUGCCCGAAUCGAGCGUUUUGUUGCCUGUUGCUCUUCCACCAAAGCCCAAGAUAACGACGACCACUACAACUACCACUACAACACGUAAACCCACAACUACAACCAAACCUCCCCAACCUCCUGUAGUUCCUGAGGCUUCAAUCGACAACCCUACAUUCCUUGUUCCUAAAAAUGUUCCGAAGCCACCACCUGAGAAACCUGUUGAUCUUUGUUCCCACGCCUUCCACAGCUUUUUGUGCGUGAAAAAUCGGAAACCUAAACCUUUGGAGGUGCCCGAAUCGAGCGUUUUGCUGCCUGUAGCCCUGCCCCCAAAGCCUAGGACAACGUCGACAACCACGACUACAACAACCACCACUACUACACGCAAACCUACAACUACAACAAAAGCACCCCAACCCCCUGUUGUUCCUGAAGCUUCGAUCGACAACCCCACAUUCCUUGUUCCUAAAAAUGUUCCGAAACCAGCACCUGAAAAACCAGUUGAUCUUUGUUCCCACGCCUUCCAUAGCUUUUUGUGCGUGAAAAAUCGCAAACCCAAGCCUGUAGAAGUUCCCGAGUCGAGUGUUUUGCUGCCUGUUGCUCUUCCUCCCAAACCCAAACCCAGAACCACAAGCACUACCACUACUACAACGACAACCACUACAACUACCACCACCCCAAAACCAAUCGAGCCAGCCCCGAGUUUCAACGUCCCAGACAGAAUUUCCGCCCCGGCGCAACAAACUCUGCAAAAACUGCGUCCAGAGGACGACAAGUGCAAACACGCUUUCCACGCAUUCCUUUGUAAUAGUGCGCCGAAAAGGGCGAGAACGAAUCAAAUAGCUGCAAACUCAAAUAUAGACGAGAGUUCAGUACUGCUGCCCGUCUCUAGGACCACAACACCAACAACUACAACCAAACGCAUCAUCGUCACAACUCCAACAACGAGACGAACAACAACAACCACCACUUCCGCACCUCCUGAGCAAAAUCAAAUCUCUGCGUCAUCCAUUGAUGACCCUGCACGCGUGGCUCUCGUGCAGCCGCGGCCACCACCGCAAGACCUGUGCUCUCACGCAUUCCACGGUUUCCUGUGUAACAGAAAUACCGCCAGAGGCAACCGCAGGCAAUGAAUCCGGAUUGCAAUAUUUUGUACUCACAAUGUAAAGUUAGUUAGCAUAGGAAUUUAAUUACGGUGUCGUCACGCAGGAAUGGAAUUUUUAUUGAUUCAAUAAAGCAAUAAUGAUUGAUCAAUAA